Molecule: messenger RNA, 341 nt
Organism: Dentiscutata erythropus
Lineage: Eukaryota; Fungi; Glomeromycota; Glomeromycetes; Diversisporales; Gigasporaceae
Source: the annotation of a GenBank genome assembly
AAGAUCGUCCAAUUACAAUGACCGAUCAAACGAAUGAUAACACAUUGGAAACAAAGGCGGAUGAUUAUGAUAAAUAUAAUUGUAGUUUAGCGGCUGAGCUCGAUUAUUUUGUUAUGUGUUAUUGUGAAGAAUUAGCCUUAGGAGGUCAGGCAAUUAAUUACUAUCGAUAUGGGGAACGAAAAGAUUGCUCACAACGUUGGCAAAGUCUUAAAUUUUGUAUACAAUUGAAAUCAAAAUCUGCAGAAGAACGAAAGAAAAUGAUUUUGGAAAAAGAAGCAAUGAAAGAUGCCAAGUAUACUAAACAAAAAAGUUCAUUGGAUUUUUGGGAAAUGAGAGAGUAG